Molecule: messenger RNA, 3193 nt
Organism: Procambarus clarkii (red swamp crayfish)
Lineage: Eukaryota; Metazoa; Arthropoda; Malacostraca; Decapoda; Cambaridae
Source: RefSeq, a predicted model, not a curated record
GACGAAGGACGGAGACGUCUGCGAAGCCUCCGAGAAGAUCAAGAUCGACAUCAAGAAAACGUCGUAUUGCGAGGCCACGAUCUCGCUCACGCUGGUCGAGGCCGGGUCCAUCGACUCCGGACAGUACCGUCUUAAGCUCAGCAACGAGGUCAACGAGACCAGCACCGAGACGGCCCUCAUCGUUAGACCUGUCCGUCGGAAGCCCAAGAUCACCAAGAAGCCUGAAGAUGUUCAUAUUAUGGACGGGAAGGCCUGUGUCCUCAGGGCUAAGAUCACAGGCUUCCCCAAGCCUCAGGUUCAGUGGCUCAAGGACGGCCACCAGGUCUACCCUACGGACCUGGUAGACACCGGCGUCACGGCUGAAGGUCUCUACUACCUGGAGUUCAAGGUGGUGAGUGAGGAGGACGCUGGCCGCUACACCGUGGUGGCCGCUAACGACGAAGGCACCGUAGAAGCUGAUGCCGUCCUUACUGUAACGCCUCCACCUUCGAGGCCAGAGUUCCUACAGAGCCUCAAGGCCAGCAAGGUCAUCCUCGGGUACCCUGUCAGGAUGGAGGUCAAGCUUGGAGGCUCACCGAGACCAGAGGUCCAGUGGUUGAAGGACGGCCAACCCGUCAACUUGGACGGGAAACACUUCAAGCAGAUCGUAGACCCAGACGGAACGGUCAUCCUCCAGAUCGACUCGGCCUCCGAGGGCGACAUGGGAGAGUUUACAUGUGUGGCCAAGAACGCCGAGGGCGACUCCAGGUCCUCAGCCACGCUCUCUGUUCUAGGAUUCAAACGAGAGGAUGGCCAGCCUGACGGGCCGGCCAGGUUCUCUGAGGGUCUGAAGGACGUGAGCUUCGACGAGGGCCAGACCAUCACGCUGCCGGUGGCCAUGAAGGGCGGCCCAGUGCCGGCCAUGAAGUGGUUCAAGGACGGCGAGGAGAUCAAGCUCGGGGAGCGAGCCUUCUUCACCUACGACGGCGAUAGGGCGUUCUUGGAGGUCCGUCCGGCCAUAGGUUCUGACUCAGGCAAGUAUAAGUGUGUGAUAGAGAACCCUCACGGCUCCGCCGAGACCGAGUGUGAGGUCACCAUAAGGAAGAGCUUCGAGGAGCCGUGCUUCACCUCCACCUUCCCCAGCCAGUCUAAGCUUCCUGGACACGAUGUCAAGAUGUCGGUGAAAUACGACGGUGUUCCAUUGCCUGAGUUGACUUGGUACUUCAACGGCAAGCCAAUCGUCCCCGAUGGCGACAAGUUCCGCAUCAGGCGAGAGGGAGACGGACAGACACUCUACCUGAAGGACUGUACCUACAGCGACUCCGGCAAGUACAAAGUCGUGGCCAAGAACCGUGAGGGACAAAUCGAACACGAAGCCGAGCUGGAGGUUGCGGACGUUGUGGAUCCGAACAGGCGGGCUGAGGCACCAGUCUUCCUCAAGGCCAUUGGGGACCAGGAGGUGUUUGAGGGCUCCAAGGCCCUCUUCAAGGCCAUCGUCGUGGGCAGACCCGAGCCUGAGUACAAGUGGUACAAGAACGGAGGUCAGGUCAUUGGAUCGAACCGCGUGGUGAUCGAGAAGGACCCGGAAGGCCUCAUUCGUCUUAGCAUCAGACACGUCACCUCGGAGGACUCUGGCGUCUACUCCCUCAAGGCCUGGAACGAACAUGGCGAAGCCUCAUGCCAGGGCAAGCUCAUCUGUGAGACCUUGACGAGUCUCAAGAAGCGGCCGGUGGGUGACGAGUACCAGGGCUUCGACAGGAUCCGUCGCUCCGGAGUGCCCAUGCCGCUUCCAGAGAAGCCCAUGAUCAGUGCCCUGUCAGACCGUCGGGCGACCAUUUCCUGGAUGCCCUACCUCGCCAACCCCCACACCCAGCCCGUCACCUAUCACGUGGAGAUGUGUGAGAGCCCUGAGGGCGAGUGGGUGACAGUGAGGACAGGUAUCCGUGGUUGUAGCGUCGACAUCACUAACUUGUUACCCAAGAGUGACUACAAGUUCCGUGUGAGGGUGGCCAACAAGUACGGUGUGUCUGAGCCGUCUCCUUACGCCAUGACUUACAGACACAAGCUGGAACUGCCACCCAUAAGCUACGAGCCGAAGAUGGACCCCAACUAUGACUUCAGGGGUGACGGCCCGUACGUACCGGAGGGCUUCAAGAUCAGCCGAGACACCUACGGCAACUAUUACGCACCUCCAAGAUUCCUCCGUCUCGACCACGACACCCAGUACGGUCUCCGAGGCUUCAACGCUUACGUCAAGUGGUACGCUUACGGCUACCCGCUGCCGAAGGUGAGGUUCCUGCGUGACAACAAGCCCCUGGAUGUGGGCGGGAAGGGACGCUUCACCUACACGCAGGAGUCCACGGGAGAAAUCUGUCUCUACAUCGACAGGAUGACUGAGUCGGACGUGGGGCGCUACGAAUGCAUCGUCACUAAUGAGCACGGAGAAUCCCGCCAGCGCAUCCAACUGGCCUUGUCUGAGUACCCGCGGGUCCUCCAGCCCCUCGAGGAGAUCCACAUCAAGGCCAACUCCUCCGGCAGGAUCAUGUGCAGAAUCUCUGGCUAUCCACCCUGCGAAGUCAAGUGGUUCCGCGACUGGGAGCCUAUCACUCCUUCCUUCAGGUUUAGGCCCAUGUACAGCGAGCCGGACUGGUACAUCCUCAACAUCAACGGCGCCUCGACGAAGGACGCUGGUCUCUACUCCGUUGCUGCCGUCAACGUCGCUGGCAGCGUCCACUCUUCCUGCAUGGUCCACGUCCAGGAGGACGACACCGGGUUCUACUGGACCGGGCCAGGGAUGGGCCGCCAGGUGGCCAUCAACCAUCGGCGCGGCACGCUGGAAGACCACUACGAUGUCGGAGACGAGAUCGGCAGAGGCACCCAGGGCGUCGUCUACCACUGUGUGGAGCACCACACAGGCAGGAACUUCGCAGCCAAGAGCAUGUGGGGCAAGGACAACUUCAAGACGUGGAUGAGGUUGGAGUACGAGAUGAUGAACCUCAACAACUCCUGCAAGCAGAUCCUUCGCCUCUACGACGCCUACGAAGGACCCAAGAACAUGGUCCUUGUCACUCAUCUCUGCGGCGGCGGUGACCUGCUGGGGGCCCUCACUCAGCGUCAGCACCUGACGGAGUACGAGGUGUGUGUCAUCAUCAGACAGGUCCUCCUCGGCCUCGACUACAUGCACGACCACUACAUCGCUCACCUCGGCCUCAAC